AUGGAUCAUAUACCGUCGUUGCCCAAGUCCAUCAAGGGGAACACCGAACUGCUCAUUUGGGUCGACCUUUUCUCGGGAUAUGUGAUUGCAAAGGCUAGCUCCUCUCGGACGGCACAAACAAUAGCGGAGAAUUACGAAGAAUGUGUGUUUCGACGCUUCGGAGCUAGCGAGGCUAUCAGGCACGAUCGAGAACCGGGAUUUAUGUCCGACUUCUUUCGAGCCUUCAGUCGGAUCGUAGGACAAAAACAGCGUGCUGCUAUGGCUUACAGGCCACAAGCAAAUGGAACAGCCGAACGAAUGGUGCAAACCCUGACACAUUCGCUCAAGAUGUACGUGGCUGAAGUUGACCAGCGAGACUGGGAUGAGUAUGCUGAGCGGCUCACAUUUGCCAUUAACACUGCACAAGAUUGGAUCCGGGGGGAUACCCCAUUUUAUCUGAUUCAUGGGUGGGACCCGCGAUCGACUUUGGAGGCUACGCUACCAGUGGGGAAUACGGGGACACGAGAUCGCGAUCCAAAGAGGUGGAGAUACAAAAUCCAAAGACAAUACCUGCGAGCCCGAUCUGCAGUGAACGAUCGUUUACAAGCCGCGAUCCAGGAGCGAGCGGAUCGACACAACGAAGAUCUGGAACCACACAAGAUCGAAGUAGGAGCGCAAGUUUGGCUAUACCUGGACCGAGUUAAAGAGGGAUAUGCGAAGAAGCUAGCGCACAUGUGGCAUGGGCCAUUCCGAGUUGCGGACGUAUGUGGAGAUCAUGCUGUAAAAUUGGAGAUCGCUGGAACCCCAUAUCGGUUAUUUCCGAUUGUACAUAUAUCGAAGCUAAAAAAGGUAAAGAAGUUCCCUGAACGCCCGAAGGAUCAGCUUACGAUAGAGGAAUCAGAUCGCUUGGAUUUCGAUGAAGCUCUGCUGCCAGAAGACAGUUUGGAUGGCGAUCUUGAAGAAGGGGAAUACGAAGUGGAGGCAAUAUUGGACGUGCGAUCUGGUAGAAAAACCCGUUAUGGGCGAGUACACCGGCAGUUUCUGGUGAAGUGGAAGGGAUAUCCCGAUCUAAGUUGGGUGGACGAGGCCGAUCUACGUUGUGGGGCGAUCUUGCAAGAGUUUGAGCGGAACCGAGUGAGUCGAAACCGUUUCGACGUAAUGCAGUCUCAUGAAGGCAAGUCGGACGAACCUUAA
Molecule: messenger RNA, 1173 nt
Organism: Peronospora matthiolae
Lineage: Eukaryota; Oomycota; Peronosporomycetes; Peronosporales; Peronosporaceae
Source: the annotation of a GenBank genome assembly